Molecule: messenger RNA, 1283 nt
Organism: Heterobilharzia americana
Lineage: Eukaryota; Metazoa; Platyhelminthes; Trematoda; Strigeidida; Schistosomatidae
Source: the annotation of a GenBank genome assembly
AAAGCUAUCCUACCACUAUAUACCCUAGAUUAAACAGAUAUAUUUAAAGUGUUCGUGAACACAGGUGUAUCAUGAGGGUGUAUACUAGUCUUCAAGAUAUAACACAAGAAUAAAGGGGUGUUGAAGAACUUUCUCAAAUUUUGGAUAACAGUUUGCAUUGCAGUAGUCCAUUUGUCAGUCAACCUAAUGAUAAGUAAACGAAAUAUCUCCCCUCCCUAUUCACACGUCAAACAGAAUUAUCUCUGACCCAAACUCGCAAAUGUUUCUGGUUGGUUGAAAAGUAAGCAUAUAUGUUGUUGUUGUUGCUUUUAUCCAAUCGAAAUGAGGACUAUGGAAUGAACGCUGUAUCCAGUCCUUUUAUAUAAAGGUCAAUCUACACUCAAGGAUUUCAGUUGUGUUGCGCUUAACUGUAAAAUAAGGAUGUCUACAAACUGCAUAACACGCCUAUCACCACUUCGAAGGACGUCAGUAACUAGAAGAAAACGUAGCCAUGUGUUGAAGUCAUCCAGAGGAUUACAUAAAUAUGCUCGAAGUAGAACACGUUCCCAAGUAUCAUAUUGUGAUAAUUACCUAAAGCCUCAUCAAAUUGAGUGUGAACGACUCAAAGAAAUUCUACCAAGUGUAGCAAAUUGUGAAAAGUUAGAUGAGGUGAAAAUUAUACAAGAGGCAAUUAAACACAUCGAUUACCUGGAACAAGCUGUUCUCCAACGAUUGAAUAUAAUCAACAUGGAGACCUCGAUAGAGACCAGUGCUUCCAACUCAUCCUCCUUACUACCAACAUUCAUCUUUAAAUUACUAUCCAGUCGUGGCAAUCGAUCGAAGUCAGUAACAAGGAAGAAUCUUCACCUGAACACAUUUCAAACUGCUUCAAAUCAUAACAGUCAACUAAUCAAUAAUGACAAUGUACACAUUCAAUCUAAUGAUAGUGUUUCAUCAAAGGCAUAUGAUUUUUUAAAUUCCAGUGGGAGUACACCAUACCAAACAGAUGAGGAUAUUGACCAGUGUGGAUGAAGUUAGAUUAUGCAAAAUAAUUGCCUUCCAUUGAUAAAUUUGUAUAAAUCCAGAUAUUCAAAUUCUGGGGCUCUGUAAAUAUUAAGGAAUAUCAUUGGCAUUGAACAGUUAAAACAAUUCGACUGACUACAUAAGAGUGAACAUGACAAACUGUAAAUAUAUAAUUGUGUAUAGUAGUGAUAAUAGUUGAUUGAUUCAAAUAUUGGAAAGAGAUAUUUUGAUAAAUUAUUGGUGACUUUUCUUCUCUGUAAAUAAACAUUGAAUUACAUAAA